Triplophysa rosa is the source of this 552-nucleotide messenger RNA. RefSeq names its product guanylate-binding protein 6-like. Gene Ontology annotation, molecular function: GTP binding; GTPase activity. The transcript is spliced from 2 exons. The coding region runs from base 13 to 552 and encodes 179 amino acids. The record is from RefSeq and is a predicted model, not a curated record. Lineage: Eukaryota; Metazoa; Chordata; Actinopteri; Cypriniformes; Nemacheilidae.
UCAAAAAAAGUGAUGGAGUACAACCUGCCCAGGGAGUGCAUCCAAAAAUUAUUCCCUUCCAGGACUUGCUUCACUUUCCCAUUUCCAACUGCUCCAGAGUAUGUGUCUCGUCUGGAAAGCUUGGCUCCCGCUGACCUUGAUCCUAAAUUCAUGGAGGUCACAGAUUGUUUCUGCAGGUUGGUCUUUCAGGACAGCCAAGUGAAGACGCUGAAAGAUGGAUACACAGUCACUGGCAGGGUUUUUGGUAAUCUGGCAAAAACAUAUGUGGACACCAUCUCUAGUGGAGCUGUGCCGUGUCUGGAGAACGCUGUGAUUGCCAUGGCAACGAUUGAGAAUGAGGCUGCAGUGAAGGAGGGGCUUGAGCUGUACAAGAGUGGAAUGGAGAAGUUGAAGAUGUCCUUCCCUCUGGAACUGAAGAAUGUGUCCUCAGAACACCAGCGUCUCAACAGCAUGGCAACACAAACCUUUAUGAAACGUUCCUUCAGGGACACUGAUGGGAAACACCUAAAGAUUUUAGAGGUACCCAAUCUUUACAUCUUUACAGUGGCAUAA